AUGGCACAGACUACUGGGGUUGUUCGCUUCCUCCCUGAAGGUGACUGCAUUCUUUCAUCCCCAAGAUCUCUUCGAGAAUAUGAUGGUAAUUAUCUGCCAGGGUUGAAUGCAGAUGUAGGCUAUGGUACCCAGCGCUCCUUUACACCUAACCUGAAUUCGCGGAGAAUACAGGUAUUGAGAAAGAGUCUUACACCUGAAGCCAGGCGGGCUCAUCCUGGAAUGUUUAAUAGUACAGGGUCUUUGGUUUGCAGUAAUCCUGAUAAAGGACCAAAAUCUGGUAGAGUUACUGCUCCGUGCAGCCCCCUGCGGAGUAGUCCCCUUUACUCUCCUGGCUGUAGGAGACCUUUGGUGUUGCCGCAAACCUUGGGACAAAGUUCUAUUGUAACAUUUACGUUUGUGAAGAAAUCCAGUGUACAGACAUUAAAUGGGAUCCCAGCUCUGUCUGAUUCCAACCAAAAUGAGCAAAUGAAAGAUAAAGACCAAAGUAAGGACUGCUCUGUUAAGAAGGACUUGGGAGCAUGUCAUGAUACAGCUGCUGAGGAGACACUUUCUCCCAUAAGUGACGGGCUGGAUGGGUCUCCGGAUCAACAGACAUCUUCUCCCCAUGGAGAUAGAUCACAGCUGGUGUCUGACAGCUCACAAAUGUGCCAGAGGCAGUCGGACAGUGAAUCAGUGAGUGCGAGUCCCUGCACCACAUGUGUCCCAUACAGUCACCUGAGCCAGUCUAUUGACUCUUCCAAUAAAUAUGUUAAUGCUGAUAAGCCGGCAGUAGACAUCACGUCAUCCGUAUGCAGCUCAUCCUUAACCUCAAAUCCUCUCCAGAGAAAUGAGAGAGAAGCCAAUGUCUGUACUGAUGAUAUCCUGUUACCCAUGAGAGCUAAUACAGAGUCCAACGAAGACAUGAGCCGCAGCACACAAAGUCCAGUGAGAUCCAACCACAGCACGCAGAUUCAACAGAUUGAUGCGUGGGGAUAUCCAAAGGAGGCAUCUUCACAUGCGCAAAAGAUGGCGAAGGCCAAGUGGGAAUUCUUCUAUGGCUCGCCUGAAUCACAGAGAACGGGAAUAUCACAUUCUGGUUUGGAACUGAAGGAAUCUGCCUCAUCUCCAUGUUCACCUAUAAAUGUCAGUGUCUUAAAGAAGAGAUUUUCGGAGCCUGAACCUAAAGUCUUUGGGCACAGUCUCUGCCAUGUGGAAGUAGAGAUAGAAACAACUCAGAAGGCCAUCAGUUGUGAGACAGGAAUCAUCCGUAGAACCAUCAAGUACUCAGAAACAGACCUGGACUCUGUGCCGCUGAGGUGCUAUCGGGAGACAAAUAUCGAUGACAUACUCGCUGAGAAUGAGGGUUUGGAUUCAGCUAUUGGCAGCCAAAAAGACAGUGAGAGCAACAGUAGGAGCCUUACUGAGACAAGUGGGGAAAAGCCAGGUGAGCAGCCCACAACACAGGACAACGUGGCCUUCCCUAACAACACAGACCAGGACAACAUUACUUUCCCUAGCAACACGAAUGAUGACAACACAGUCUUCCCUAGCAACACGGGCCAGGAUGACACAGCCUUCCCUAGCAACAUGGCCCAGGAUAACAUAAUCUUCCCUAGCAACACAGCCCAGAAUAACAUGGCCUUUCCUAGCAACAUGGCCCAAGAUAACAAGGCCUUCCCUAGCAACACUUCCCAGGAUAACAUGGCCUUCCGUAGCAACACGGCCCAGGAUAACAUGGCCUUCCAUAGCAACACGGCCCAGGAUAACAAAGCUUUCCCUAGCAACAAGGCCCAGUAUAACACGGCCUUCCCUAGCAACAUGGCCCAGGACAACGCGGAAGAGUAUGAUGAUGAGGUCUUUGAAUCAACAAGACUGGAAGCUCUCAACCAAGAAAAUGAGAAGACGUCCCACAGAUUGUCACAGCCAUUCCUGCUCUGUCACCGCUUUUCUGAAGACGGUAUGGACUCGUUUAGCAAACAUUUUGAGAAUAUCAUGGAGUCCCAUCGAGCUAAGGGAACCUCUUACUCAAGUUUGGAUUCCAUUGACAUCCUCUCCUCUCCUGCUCAGAAUCAAAAUAGCUUUUUCACUUUUGACCUUCCAACGCUAACGUCAGAAACUCAGAAGCAGAUGUCCAGGAACGCUCAGCCUACUGAAGGCAAUAUGGCUCCCCUGGCGCACCUAGAGCUGGACUCUGGGACCAGUUCCGCCACUGAUUCUGCCUGGAGUGAAAGGGAAGAAGAGGUUGGAAAUACUACUGGGGCAACACACAACACAUUGCACAGUCCCUGCCUCUCUGAAGACAGUUUAAUUAUUGUUGACGCUAUCGUACAGAGUGAACCUCCACUUGGCAAUCUGGCCUCUGAAUUUGAUUCUGAGAUGGACAGCACGGAGAGGUUGGCACUAGGAAGUACAGACACCUUGUCCAAUGGACACAAGGCAGAUCAGGAGGCUGCUAAGCGCCUGGCAAAAAGGCUUUACAAUCUAGAUGGGUUCAAGAAAGCUGAUGUGGCCAGGCACCUGGGGAAGAACAAUGAAUUCAGUAAGAUGGUUGCAGAGGAAUAUCUGAAAUUCUUUGUCUUCACAGGAAUGUCUCUCGACCAAGCUCUCAGGAUGUUUCUGAGAGAAUUAGCACUUAUGGGAGAGACUCAAGAACGAGAGAGAAUUCUGGCGCACUUUUCCCAGCGAUAUCAUCAGUGCAACAACAAUAGUAUUUCAUCUGAAGAUGGUGUUCACACCCUGACAUGCGCUCUCAUGUUGCUGAACACUGACCUACACGGACACAACAUUGGGAAGAGAAUGUCCUGCUCAGAAUUCAUUGGCAACUUGGAAGGGUUAAAUGGAGGGAAGGAUUUCCCAAGAGAACUUCUCAAGGCGUUAUACAGCUCCAUUAAGAACGAGAAGUUACAGUGGACAAUAGACGAGGAAGAGCUGAGAAGAUCACUAUCAGAACUCGCAGACCCCAACCCCAAAUCCAUAAAGCGCAUCAACAGCUGUGGGAAGCCAUUCCUGGACUUCUCUCAAGACCCCAACAUCACAACCUACAAAUACGGCGUACUAGUGCGUAAAAUCCACGCUGAUCCAGACUGCAAAAAAACGCCAAGAGGAAAAAGAGGUUGGAAGACGUUUCACGGGAUACUGAAAGGGAUGAUUUUGUACCUGCAGAAGGAGGAAUAUAAACCAGGAAAACCUAUUUCCGAAGAAGACUUGAAAAAUGCAAUCAGCAUCCAUCACUCUCUCGCAACCCGAGCGUCAGACUAUAACAAGAGACCGAACGUCUUUUACCUGCGGACAGCGGACUGGAGAGUGUUUCUGUUCCAAGCUCAGAACGCAGAGCAGAUGCAUUCCUGGAUCACCCGCAUUAAUGUUGUAGCAGCCAUGUUUUCUGCGCCGCCAUUCCCAGCUGCCAUCGGUUCACACAAGAAGUUUAGUCGCCCACUUCUGCCCAGCUCCAUCACCAGGCACUCUCAGGAGGAACAGGUAAAAACACAUGAAUCCAAGUUCAAGAGCAUGUCGUCUAGUUUGAUAGAACAUCGCACAUCCCCUCCGGACAAAAAGGUGAAAGUAAAAGUGGAUGAAUUCAAACAGAAAGAAGAGUACUUAGAGUUUGAGAAGUCACGCUACGGCACCUAUGCCAUGCUACUGCGAGCAAAGCUGAAGGCUGGCACUGAAGAGUUGGAAGCUUUUGAAUCUACUCUCUUUGACUCAGCAGAAAAUGAUGAAGAUGGACUAAAAAAGUCACGGUCGAGUCCCUCUCUAAAUCUGGACCCACCUGUUUUAUCCACCAAAGCAAAAUGCCACCAGUCAGCUCGAUCCAGCUGCAGACCGACCCAUAGUAGCAGUCGGCAGAAAUCUUGAAGGACCAACAAGUUGUUUUUUUGGAGAAAGAAGAGUCUGAUGUCCCUCUUUAUCUAUAGCUACCUGCCGGGACCUUGGUUGGCACCACAAAGUGUUUGCAUGAUACCAUACAUUUUGCUGGUAAGCACUUAGCCAGGUGAAGUCUUUACAGAGCUUUAGAAAACUUUGCUGGAAGGCCCCCGCAAUGACAGGGUAAGUUCUCACACAGUAAAGACAUUGCCCAUGGAUAGGACACAACAUUCUCGCUGAACAACGAUCAUGUGCGUGAAAGCCACUCUAUUAUUUGUGUAUCUGUGACCAGAUGAUGAGUAAACCCUUUGUUUUAUAUUCAAAGCCAUUAAAUUCAUUUUAUCAGUGGGAAUUUACCAAAAAGUAGUAUUUCUUGUAUAACUUGGAUACCCAAAUGAACUUCAUUAUGGAUUCAAAUACAGCACAUAAACUUUCGUACCACUAAAUCUUUU
This is a messenger RNA of Bombina bombina (fire-bellied toad), 4295 nucleotides long. It is a transcript of the gene PSD, whose product is annotated as pleckstrin and Sec7 domain containing. Lineage: Eukaryota; Metazoa; Chordata; Amphibia; Anura; Bombinatoridae. The record is from RefSeq and is a predicted model, not a curated record. Gene Ontology annotation, biological process: regulation of ARF protein signal transduction. Gene Ontology annotation, molecular function: phospholipid binding; protein binding; guanyl-nucleotide exchange factor activity.